This is a messenger RNA of Dendronephthya gigantea, 2041 nucleotides long. Its product is annotated as amiloride-sensitive sodium channel subunit alpha-like. The coding region runs from base 46 to 1650 and encodes 534 amino acids. Gene Ontology annotation, biological process: sodium ion transmembrane transport. Gene Ontology annotation, molecular function: ligand-gated sodium channel activity. The record is from RefSeq and is a predicted model, not a curated record. The transcript has 12 exons. Lineage: Eukaryota; Metazoa; Cnidaria; Anthozoa; Malacalcyonacea; Nephtheidae. Gene Ontology annotation, cellular component: membrane.
AAAUUCGUGCCUAAAGGAACUUAAGAAGAAAGAUAAGAAAACCAGAUGCCAAACGCUGAGGAAAUGAAAAUGCAAUUCUCUAAAAGAGACAACAGAGUGGAGUCGUUUGAUAGCACCAAAGACAGCGAACACAACAUGACUUCAAGUGAUUCAGUAAAACGCAAGCCAGGAAAAUAUCAACAACUCUUAAAGGAGUUUUCACAAGAGUCGAGCGCUGGCGGAAUUAACAAAGUCUUUUCGUCAAAACCACUUCUUAUUCGUUUAAUUUGGGUCUUACUGUGUGUGGUUUGUUAUGGUGCAAUGAUAUAUCUCAGUUAUAUAGCGAUAAAGACAUACUUUGACAAACCGACUUCCACCUAUGUCGAAGUGUCUUUCGAGACGGAUAUGACUUUUCCAUCCGUCACUAUCUGCAAUUUGAACAAAUUCCGCAAAGAUGCUUUACAAAAUCUUCCAGGGCUGAACAAAAUCAUCAACAACAAGAAGAGUGACCGGGCGAACGUUGAUGAAGAGAACCUUUUCUUUCAAAAAAUGAAAAGAAGGAGCGGAAUGACUCUUCCGGCAGGUGGAAUGAAUUUUUCAAAAACGAAUCAAGUUUCAAGUAAGGAUAUCCUCGAGAAUGCAAUGCUGGCUGCCAGUGUGAAAUAUUCAGAAAAAGAUUUGAAAAAGGCUGGCCAUCAAUUUGAAGAUCUUGUUUCAAGCUGUCGCUGGAUGGGUAUUCAGUGUAACUCAAAGUCAAGCUAUUUUAAGAACUACUGGAGAAAUACCUGGAAUUGGAAAUAUGGAAACUGCUAUACGUUUAAUUUUGGUUUGUCUGAGGGGAAUAAUACAGUAACGCCACUAACGACGACCAAAGCUGGCCCGAAAUAUGGGCUCACAAUUGAUUUGUUUAUCGAGCAAGCACAAUACAUCCGGCAAUUAACAGAAGAAGCUGGAGUGAAAGUGGUAAUAAUAAAUGGUAAACAACAUCCAUUUCCUUUCCAAGAAGGAACCGCAGUCUCUCCCGGAACUGCUACGGCCAUUGCUCUAAGAAAGGAGGUCAUUGAAAGAGUCGACAGGUACAGUAAUAGGUCCUGUGUUGAGGACACCGAAAUUUUUGACAGCAUUUACAACGAAGAUGCUUCGCUUGCAUAUACCAUUCAGAGUUGUCUUGAUACUUGCUUAGUUGAACAGCAAAUUAAAGAAUGCAACUGCAGUGAUGCCAGAUAUGCCAGGAAUGGAAAAGCUUGCUCAAACACAACUGAAAAUGAAUGUAUCGUAAAUGUGGAGACAAAAUAUAGAAAGGAUGAGUACGGUUGCAUAAAAAGAUGCCCUCAGAGAUGCAGAUCAGUAUCGUAUCGCACUACCAUAUCAGAAGCCCAAUUAUCUGCCCAAUUCAUGAAAGAUCAGCGUGAAAGCUUAAACACCUCUACAAAGCGUCGGAAUGCGACUAAGACUGAGAAACUAUUUAAGCAGGAUUUUCUUCGGAUAAAAAUCUACUUUGAGGAGCUCAAUUUGGUUCGUAUUCAUCAGGAGUUCUCGUACACCCUCACCAGUCUCCUGUCAGAUAUCGGCGGCCAGUUAGGGCUCUGGGUUGGUUUAUCAGUGAUUACGUUUGCUGAAGUUGGUGACUUAAUUCUAUCCAUAAUUCUGCUCGUCUUCUCAAGAAAUUAAUCUUUUAAGUCAAAAGGAAUUUCGCAACAACAAGAAAGACCUAUUUAUCGUAUAUAAAUGAAAUACAAUUGAACCACGAAAGUUGGUCAAAGCAUCCGUAAUUAUACUGUAAGAGUAUUAGAUUAACUGUAAUUCGUAAUUGACUAUAACACAUAGCACAUAGCAGUUUCACGCGUAUAUAUUACAGCACUUGAACAAGCAGAUUGCUUUUGUCCGUCAACGUUUUUACCUUGUCAAAAGAUUAAGUCAAAAUUAUUAUUUAUAGAUCUGAUAGAAAAAAAACUCGUGAAGACAUGGCUUUAUUAUGAAUUGUUAUAAUUGUUUCUCGUCGGGGAAGUCAGUCAGAAUAUUAAUCGAUGUAUUCAGUAAAAGUAAAAAUCUAUUUAACAGU